CCGUCGGUGAGUCGUCCGCGAGGCUGCCGCCUCGUAUCCGCACAGAGCAGGAUCGCGCCAACUCGUCCCGUCCGGCCGUAGAGGAAAGAGGGAAAAAAGAAACGAAACGUAGAAAAGAUAGCCCGGGUCAGCGACCCCGUCGACCCAGGUCCGCGCGCGCGGUGCUUGAAUUUUCGCCGAGCAAGUCCGGGGUCUCUCCGGUUUACGAUGCGAGCGGGGACGUAACGUUCGCCGGAGGAGGACGUGGACAGAACGAGGGGCGGGCCGCCGCGCUCAUCCUUGGUCUUCGCGCCUCGAGCCUGUGGAAGACUCGUCCGCCGCGAUCAUACAUUUGCACCCCCGCGAGUUGAUAUCCCGCGUUACGUAACAUGGUAGAGAGCAUUUAUGCGAGCGACUCGCCGAGAUCACGCUCGCCCAUGACGGAGCCGUCGAGUCCGCUGCACUCGGAUGGUCCCGGUAUAUCCGGCUACGGCCACAGCUACCUGUACAGCUACUCGCCGGACGCGCAGAAUCACAUAUCGGCGGUGACCAGGCGCAACAAUCAGAACGAGACGGCCGCCGAUGCCGCGCACGAGCGCACGUUCGCCAGGAGCCCGAUCGGCACGGAGGAGACGAUGCCGCGGCACCGCCACGGCGCCCGCGAACCUCUCGUCCCCUCGCGACCCGCCACCGGCACCUCCGCCUCCACCAUGUCGUCCCCCACCUCGCUCUUCACCAUCGACAGCAUCCUGGCGCCGAGGCCGAUCGGCAACGUAGUCGCGCCUACGAGCACCACCACCGUCGCCACGUCCAUCAUCCAGACGCCGGAGACGAUCGAGUCGGCCACCGCCGGUCGCACCACCGCCGCGGCGAUGCACCCGCUGCAGCAGCAGCUGCACCACUUGGCGUUCACCUCGGCGGAUUUUCUCGCCGCGGCAUAUCCAGGACUGUAUCCCGGGGGAUACGUGGCGGCGAUGGCCGCCGCCGGCGUUUCCCUGCACGGACAGCCGGCCUUCUAUCACACCGGCCAUCCCUACCAGAUAAAUCCCAACAAUCCGGGAAUGGGCCCGAUGGCGAAGAGGAAGCGUCGCCAUCGAACGAUCUUCACGGAGGAGCAGCUGGAACAGUUGGAGGCCACCUUCGACAAGACGCAUUAUCCUGACGUGCUCCUGCGGGAACAGCUGGCCCUCCAGGUCGACCUCAAGGAGGAGAGGAUCGAGGUAUGGUUCAAGAAUCGUCGCGCUAAGUGGCGGAAGCAGAAGCGGGAGGAACAGGACCGCAUCCGGAAGCUGCAGCUGGAGCAGCGCCAGCGCACCGACGACGGCGGCGCCGCGACGACGGUGCUGGUGGGUGACCGCCUGGGCCUGAGCAGGCAGCAGCAACAGCAGCAGCAGCAUCAGCAGAAGCUCGAGCAGGACACGGACAGCUCCGACCUCGAGGUAGCGUAGUGCGGCCGUGGUG
Messenger RNA from Vollenhovia emeryi, 1440 nucleotides. RefSeq names its product homeobox protein goosecoid (gene Gsc). The transcript has 3 exons. Gene Ontology annotation, biological process: regulation of transcription by RNA polymerase II. The record is from RefSeq and is a predicted model, not a curated record. Bases 369 to 1427 code for a protein of 352 amino acids. Gene Ontology annotation, molecular function: RNA polymerase II transcription regulatory region sequence-specific DNA binding; DNA-binding transcription factor activity, RNA polymerase II-specific. NCBI's taxonomy places the organism in Eukaryota, Metazoa, Arthropoda, Insecta, Hymenoptera, Formicidae.